This is a messenger RNA of Strongylus vulgaris, 432 nucleotides long. The record is from the annotation of a GenBank genome assembly. NCBI's taxonomy places the organism in Eukaryota, Metazoa, Nematoda, Chromadorea, Rhabditida, Strongylidae.
AUGCUAAGAUCAUUGCUUGUCUCCUGGUCGAAAGCUUGGCAACCGGGGAAGGGGUGCAGAUUCAUCUGGAAUGUGGCUUACAUGGUCGAAAGCGGUGCUGAUGAUGCAGCUGCGACAAACUCGACGAAUAAUCGUAGUGAUGUCUGCGUCGCGGUCUCUCGUUGCUCGGCCAGCGCCCGUGCCAUGCCCCGACAGAGAGCGUACCCGACGUGUACCAGCCUGCGUCUCCCUCCGGCCGACCUGGUCAGCUCACUUCGCCAGUCAGCGUCCGCACUUAGUCCUGCACAGCUCGCUAGCUUGAGCAUUCCGUCUUCAUUUGUCCACUCACCGCAUACUUCAUUCAAACUCACAUUCUCUCGCCCUGAUGCGAUCAUCUCCUAUCGCGUUCCUGCUGCGAUCUCGCUGUCAUGCUUUUUUCUCCUCAUGCGUUAA